Messenger RNA from Sebastes umbrosus (honeycomb rockfish), 1763 nucleotides. Its product is annotated as intestinal-type alkaline phosphatase-like. Gene Ontology annotation, molecular function: alkaline phosphatase activity. Lineage: Eukaryota; Metazoa; Chordata; Actinopteri; Perciformes; Sebastidae. The record is from RefSeq and is a predicted model, not a curated record. Bases 4 to 1584 code for a protein of 526 amino acids. Gene Ontology annotation, cellular component: plasma membrane. The transcript is spliced from 11 exons. Gene Ontology annotation, biological process: dephosphorylation.
GCCAUGGCCAGCGGACAUAAACUCAUUUUCACUGGAUUAUUGAUUUUUAUUUCAGUGCCAUGGACUUUGUCUGCUUCAGACGAAGAGCUCCAGGCCAGCUACUGGAACAACAAAGGGAGGCAGGCUCUUUACACUGCCUUGAAUAAUCAACCUAAUAUUCACCAAGCGAAGAACAUCAUCCUCUUCCUGGGGGACGGUAUGGGGGUAUCGACAGUGACCGCUGCCCGCAUCCUCAAAGGCCAGUUGGCGGGACAUUCUGGGGAGGAGACCAGUCUGGUUAUGGAUACCUUCCCUCACCUGGCGCUGUCUAAGACGUACAAUGUGGACCAGCAGAUGCCAGACAGCGCUGGCACAGCCACGGCUUACUGUUGUGGUGUGAAGGCCAACUACGGCACCUUGGGUGUCUCUGCCGCCUGCCCAAGGUACAACUGUAGUACUGUCAAAGGAAACGAAGUCUCAUCAGUUCUGCACCGCGCAAAGCAAGCAGGAAAGUCUGUGGGAAUUGUGACUACAACCAGAGUGCAGCAUGCCUCUCCUGGUGCAAACUACGCUCACACUGCCAACCGAAACUGGUACUCUGACUCCGACCUCACCGCUGAGGCGAUCGAUAAUGGCUGCCAUGACAUUGCUUACCAGCUAGUUUAUAACACAGAGAUAAAUGUCAUUCUUGGUGGAGGUCGUCAGUACAUGUUUCCAAGAGACGUCGCAGACCCAGAGUAUCCAGAGAAUUCAGCGUAUAGAGGAGACCGAGAUGAUGGAAAAAACCUUGUUACGGAGUGGUUGAAGAACAAAAUGAAUGCUAAAUAUGUUUGGAACAAAUCUGAAUUCGAUGCAGUCGAUCCUGCAAAAACAGACUUCCUGAUAGGUCUCUUUGAGCCCAAAGACUGCCGCUACGAGUUGGACCGUGAUCCGUCCAUGGACCCCUCCCUUACGGAGAUGAUGGAGAAAGCAAUUAAGAUUCUCAGCAAGAACCCAAAGGGAUUUUACCUCUUUGUGGAAGGUGGAAGAAUUGACCACGGUCACCAUGCCGGGAAGGCCAAAAUGGCUCUCAAUGAGGCUGUUGAGUUUGAUCGGGCGAUCGGGCGAGCAGCUGAACUCACCAGUGAGCUGGACACCCUGUCUGUGGUCACUGCUGACCACUCUCACGUCUUCGCCUAUGGAGGAUAUUCCGGCAGAGGAAACUCUGUUUUCGGGGUGUCUCGCUCACUAGCUAAGGACGACAAGCACUUCACCACUGCUGUGUAUGGAAAUGGACCAGGAUACCGGAAUGGAACUCGCCCAGAUAUGAAUGAAACAAUUUCAUCGGAUAAGGAAUACCGUCAGCAGGCUCCUGUCCCUCUUUCAUCAGAGACCCAUGGCAUAGAGGAUGUAGCCAUCUUCGCCAAAGGUCCCAUGUCACAUCUUUUCCACGGGGUCCAGGAGCAGAACUACAUUGCCCACGUCAUGGCUUACGCUGCCUGCCUGGAGCCCUACGAGAACUGCGAGCUACCCGAACCCCUGCAGCCCAGCCACGCUGGAUCCAUCCACCCCAGCCUGCUGGUCCUCCUGAUGGGCCUCCUCCUCCUCUCCCUCUGCUCUGUCUGAGAUGACUUUGGCAUCUGGUCCUGACCUUGGAAUAACUGUGCUAUCUGACAUUUUGAUUGAAAUAUUAAUAAUCCUUUCAUCGUGUUUUCUUUGUGGAAUUUAAGAGCUGUAUAGUUGCACAACUUUGAGAUCACUGCCAUUUUUAUCUUGUUCAGAUAACCUUGUUGUAAAAAAUCAAU